Molecule: messenger RNA, 969 nt
Organism: Zootoca vivipara (common lizard)
Lineage: Eukaryota; Metazoa; Chordata; Lepidosauria; Squamata; Lacertidae
Product: olfactory receptor 5AR1-like
Biological process (GO): G protein-coupled receptor signaling pathway
Cellular component (GO): membrane
Molecular function (GO): olfactory receptor activity; G protein-coupled receptor activity
Source: RefSeq, a predicted model, not a curated record
CUUUUCUUCUCUACAUUCUCUACAGAAUUAAAAAGCAUGUCAAGGGAAAAUCACAGCACCAUAUAUGAGUUCAUACUUUUGGGCUUCACUGACUCACCAGAGCUGAAAAUCUUGCUUUUCGUAUUCUUCCUUGUAGUCUACCUCAUCACCAUUGUGGGAAAUCUUGGGAUGAUCCUAUUAAUCAGGAUCGAUUCUCGACUUCACACCCCCAUGUACUUCUUCCUCAGCCAGCUGUCCUUUGUGGACCUCUGCUAUGCUUCCGUUGUCACCCCUAAGAUGUUGAUGGAUUUUGUCGUGAAAAGCAAAAGCAUUUCCUUGCCUGGAUGUGCAGCACAGAUGGCUAUGUUUUGUGUCUUUGUGGCCACUGAGUGUUUCAUUUUGGCAGCCAUGGCUUAUGAUCGGUACGUAGCUAUUUCCAAGCCUCUUCUCUAUACAGUCAUUAUGUCCAAGAAAAUUUGUGCCCAGCUGAUGGUUGGACCCUAUCUUGCAGGGCUACUAAAUGCGACGACACAUACCAGCUUAACUUUCCAAUUAACUUUCUGCAAGUCCACAAUCAACCAUUUCUUCUGUGACAUCCCUGCAGUCAUAUCGCUCUCUUGCUCUGACACAAGUUUCAACAUGAUGGUGCUUUUUGGUCUCUCCUUCAUGUUUGGAACAGUCAGUGGCUUAAUUGUCAUCAUCUCUUACAUCUACAUCCUUGCAGCCACCUUGAGGAUCCGUUCCAGUGAAGGGAGGCACAAGGCUUUCUCUACCUGCUUUUCCCACCUCACCGCUGUCUCACUUUUCUUUGGGAGCCUCUUCUUCAUAUAUGUCCGGCCCAGUUCUGACUCCACAGAAGAUGAAGACAAGAUUGUCUCCAUGUUCUACACUGUGCUGAUCCCCAUGUUAAACCCCUUGAUCUACAGCCUAAGAAACAAAGAUGUGAAAUACGCAGUCAAGAGGGUGCUCAGGGUGAAACAUUUCUCCUGA